Myripristis murdjan (pinecone soldierfish) is the source of this 2949-nucleotide messenger RNA. RefSeq names its product arachidonate 15-lipoxygenase B. Lineage: Eukaryota; Metazoa; Chordata; Actinopteri; Holocentriformes; Holocentridae. Bases 152 to 2191 code for a protein of 679 amino acids. Gene Ontology annotation, biological process: lipid oxidation. Gene Ontology annotation, molecular function: oxidoreductase activity, acting on single donors with incorporation of molecular oxygen, incorporation of two atoms of oxygen; iron ion binding; protein binding. The record is from RefSeq and is a predicted model, not a curated record. The transcript is spliced from 16 exons.
AGAAGGAUAUCACUGAGCACAUAGAGAAGACAGUACAGUACAUGGGUCACAACAGAGAAAGACAGGACGUCCUGCAGCAAACGGCCUGCAAACCCAGGACACUGCAGUCAGGACUCAGUCUUAAUAAGAGCCGAGUCACUUCCUGUCCAGCAUGGCGAGUUCCUGCCAGGAGUUUGAGGUGGUGGUCCACACCUCGCCUGACCCCGCCUCCGGAACCUACAGCCUCCUGAGGCUCAGCCUGAUUGGCUCUGAGGGCGAGACUCCGCCCCUCACUGUGAACGAGGCCGACCAGCAUCUCGUACCUGGAUCGAGCUGCGUGGUCCGGGUUCGGCCCAGCGGGACGCUGGGCCGCCUGCUGCUGGUCCGGCUGAGGCUCGAGCCUCGGCCCGGCUUCCCCGACCUGGACUGGCACUGCCGCCGGGUGGAGGUCCGCCGGCUGGCUGACGGACAGGCCGAGCAGGAAGGGGCGGGGCCUGAGGAUCCGGAGGUGGAGGCGUUCAUGUGUGAGCGCUGGCUGCGGUCAGCAGAUGGCGACAUGGAGCUGCGGAGCGGAGAGAUGUGUCUGCUGAGCGAGGAGACGGAGGAGAAACUGAGGCAGCAGCGGAGCGGUCAGCUGCAGCGACAACAGGAACGCAUCAGGUGGCGCUGUUUCGUCGACGGCGCUCCGCACUGUGUGGACGUGAGCAGCCUCAGCGAGCUCGACCCCAACCUCCGCUACGGCCACCAGAGCGCUGUCGAUCUGCAGUACCUGCGAGGUUUCACCGGCCGGGUCGACAGCUGGACGAGCUUCACCGAGCUGCAGACGCUGUUCGCCCUCAACGCCAAAAACAACCACAUCGCAAAGUACGUUCAGGCUCACUGGAGAGACGACUGGUUUUUUGGGUAUCAGUGUGUGAACGGCUGUAACCCGCUGCUGCUGCGCCGCACUCGCCUGCUGCCCCCCCGCCUGGCCGUCACGCCCGACAUGCUCCGCCCCUUCCUGCCUGAGGGCUCCUCUCUGGAGCAGGAGCUGGAGCGAGGCAGUGUGUACCUGCUGGACUACGAGCUCCUGGACGGCGUCCCGGCCAACGUGGUGAACGGGCGGCAGACGUUCCUCUGCGCUCCGCUCUGCCUGCUGCACCUGGACGGGCGGGGUCGCCUGCAGCCCGUCGCCAUCCAGUUGCAGCAGACCCCCGGCCCUCACAACCCCGUCUUCCUGCCCUCCGACCCCGCCUGUGAUUGGCUGCUGGCGAAGAUGUGGGUGCAGUGUUGUGACUUCCAGUGCCACCAGCUGGUCUCCCAUUACCUGCAGACCCACAUGCUGGGCGAGCUGUGCUGCACCGCCACCCUCAGGCAACUGCCGGAAGUGCACCCGCUGCACCAGCUGCUGAUGCCGCAUGUCAGGUCGUCGCUGCAGAUCAACGUCCAGGCCAGAGCGUCUCUGCUGGCUGCCAACGGCGUCUUUGAUAAGGCGAUCGGUUGUGGUCUGGAGGCGGUGCCGGUGGUGUUGUCCCGGGCGGCGGCGAGGCUUCGUUACCGCUCUCUGUGCGUCCCAGACGACGUGGCCGACCGCGGCGUGGACCAGCUGCCGCACAGCCUCUACGCCCAGGACGCCCUGAGGGUCUGGGACGCCCUGCACAGGUUUGUGUCAGGGUGGAUCGAUCUGUUUUACGCUGCAGACGAACAGGUGCAGGUGGACUGUGAGCUGCAGAACUGGAUCAGAGAGAUCCACACCCACGGCUUCAACCAGCCAGACUCAGGUUUUCCUCAGUGUUUCCAGACCAAAGCAGAAGUGAGUCGCUUCGUCACGGCGCUCGUUUUCUGCUGCUCGGCGUUGCACGCCGCCGUCAACUUCUCCCAGCUGGACUUCAGUCUCUGGAUGCCGAACCGCCCGGCCGCCAUGUUCCGUCCUCCUCCGCAGGAGAAAGGCGGCGUGACGGAGGCAGACCUCCUGUCCUUGCUGCCGGACGUGGGCUCGUCGUGCAGCGUGCUGGCCACCCUGACGCUGCUGGCUCAGCCGUCCAGAGACUUCGUUUCUCUGUGUGAUUACCAGGACGCCGCGUUCAGGAGCGGCGCCCCCCGCAGGCUGGUGGAGGACGUGCAGGCUGAGCUGAGGGCCAUUUCUGAUGACAUCACAGAGCGGAACAGGAAGCUGGAGCUGCCGUACCCGUACCUCUGUCCCACAAACAUCGAGAACAGUGUGGCUAUUUAAAGUUAAAUUUAUGGCAAAAAAUGCCAAAUUUUCUCUAUCAUCAUAUACAACUAAUAAUAAAAUUAAAUUCCAUAAUCCUUCCCCCUCAUUCACCCUGGGACGUGGCCACGCUUCACAUUCAUGCACCUGGGAGCUACGCUUUAAAAAAUAAUCUCACCUUCAGUCUCGUCUUUGUGUUCAAAUGUUGUUUUCCUUCAAAAAAAGGUCAAAAGUCUGCCAGCGGGAUGAGAUAAUCCCAACUAACGUCCCCAAAUCCCCCGGCCUUAAUCAGUUUGUUUCCAGAAUUUGUCAUUUUCUUGAUCCGAGAGGCUGAUCUGCUUUGCUCUGCUGUGUCUCUGCACAUUUAUACUCGUUUGAUCCUGAAACGAGUCAAAACUGCAUUGGAAACCAGUGGGAUUAUCUCCUCCCACUGGCAGAUUUUUGACCUUGUUGGAGGAAAAACUGGAUUUGAACGGCGAGGCUGAGACCGAGGGACGUGGAGACGCUUCUGCCUCGCUGCAGCUCGACUGAUGUCAUGUGGUUUUAAAGUCUGAUUUGCUUUUCUUAAAACAAUCUGGGGUUAGGGUUAGGGUUAGGGUUAGGGUUAGCUUCCUCUGAUUCCAAUCAAAUUCAGAUUCUUUUGAUUCUUUUCAUUUUUUUUCAUUGUGACCCUUUCACUGCACUUCACCUGCUUUCCCCAAACUGUCAUAUGACAGUGUCAUAACAUGUCAUCCUGAUCUCUUUAUUCUGUAAUUCAAUAAAAUGAAAUCCCUGCAGGA